Messenger RNA from Platichthys flesus (European flounder), 2176 nucleotides. It is a transcript of the gene abcg1, whose product is annotated as ATP-binding cassette, sub-family G (WHITE), member 1. Gene Ontology annotation, molecular function: ATP hydrolysis activity; ATP binding; ABC-type sterol transporter activity. Gene Ontology annotation, cellular component: plasma membrane. Gene Ontology annotation, biological process: cholesterol homeostasis. The record is from RefSeq and is a predicted model, not a curated record. The transcript has 15 exons. NCBI's taxonomy places the organism in Eukaryota, Metazoa, Chordata, Actinopteri, Pleuronectiformes, Pleuronectidae. The coding region runs from base 26 to 2026 and encodes 666 amino acids.
GAGAGAGUGUGGAUGUCUCUCGACCAUGGCCUGUGUGAUGACUGCCUGGUCCGUUCACAACCCCAGUGAGACCAACUCCAUCAUCAUGAACACUAACGGGCCCCCGGACCUGAUGCUGGACCCCAGGACCGUGUGCGUCUGUUUGGACGAGGUGGUCCCUAAGCGACCGCUGCUGCAGCGACACCUGAAGAAAGUUGACAACGACCUGAUGGAGGCCCAGAGGUUCUCCGCUCUACCACGGAGACCGGCGGUCAACAUUGAAUUCAGAGACGUCUCCUACUCCGUCACAGAGGGACCCUGGUGGAGGAAGAAAGGUUACAAGACUCUGCUCAAAGGGAUUUCUGGGAAAUUCACCAGCGGGGACCUGGUGGCCAUCAUGGGGCCCUCAGGAGCCGGAAAGUCCACGCUCAUGAAUAUCCUGGCCGGCUACAGGGAGACGGGGAUGAAGGGGACGAUCCUGAUCAACGGUCAGAGCAGAGACCUGCGCUCCUUCAGGAAGGUUUCCUGUUACAUCAUGCAGGACGACAUGCUGCUGCCUCACCUCACCGUGCAGGAGGCCAUGAUGGUUUCAGCGAACCUGAAGCUGCAGGAGAAGGUGGAGGCUCGCAGAGGGAUGGUCCAGGAGAUCCUGAUGACUCUGGGCUUACUGGACUGUGCUAAAACCAGGACGUCUCACCUUUCGGGGGGGCAGAGGAAGAGACUGGCCAUUGCUCUGGAGCUCGUCAAUAACCCUCCGGUCAUGUUCUUCGACGAACCCACCAGUGGUUUGGACAGCUCGUCCUGUUUCCAGGUGGUGUCUCUGCUCAAAGCUCUGGCUCAGGGAGGACGAACCAUCAUCUGCACCAUCCACCAACCCAGCGCCAAGCUGUUCGAGCUCUUCGACAAGUUGUACGUCCUCAGUCAGGGUCAGUGUAUCUACAGAGGAAACGUUUCCAGUCUGGUUCCGUACCUCAGAGACCUCGGACUCAACUGUCCCACCUACCACAACCCUGCUGACUUUGUGAUGGAGGUGGCGUCCGGGGAGUACGGGGAUCAGAUGGUGCGGCUGGUAAAGGCGGCUCACGACAGGAAGUGUGAGAAGAAUUAUCAGAUGGAGCUGAACGUAGAAACAAACCUCCACCCAUUCCUUUGGCAGCGCACAGAGGAGGAGAAUUCUUCGUCUGACGGUUGUCACAGUUUCUCAGCCAGCUGCAUGACCCAGUUCUCCAUCCUGUUCAGGAGAACUUUGCUCAGCAUCCUCAGAGACUCAGUGCUGACUCACCUGAGGAUCUCGUCUCACAUUGGGAUCGGUGUUCUGAUUGGUCUUUUGUAUCUGGGAAUCGGUAACGAGGCCAAGAAGGUUCUGAGUAACUCUGGGUUCCUGUUCUUCUCCAUGUUGUUCCUGAUGUUUGCAGCUCUGAUGCCGACAGUUCUCACAUUUCCUCUGGAGAUGGGAGUUUUUCUGAGGGAACACCUGAACUACUGGUACAGUCUGAAGGCUUAUUACCUGGCUAAAACCAUGGCAGACGUCCCCUUCCAGGUGGUCUUCCCGCUGGUGUACUGCAGCAUCGUGUACUGGAUGACGGCUCAGCCUCCGAAUGCCGGACGCUUCUUUCUCUUCCUGUCUCUCGGGGUCCUGACCUCACUGGUGGCUCAGAGUCUGGGUCUGCUGAUCGGAGCCGCCUCCACCUCCCUGCAGGUGGCGACAUUUGUGGGUCCAGUCACGGCGAUCCCGGUGCUGCUGUUCUCUGGGUUCUUUGUCAGUUUCGACACCAUCCCCUGGUACCUGCAGUGGAUGUCCUACAUUUCCUAUGUCAGAUAUGGUUUUGAGGGCGUCAUCUUGUCCAUCUAUGGUCUGAAUCGAGAAGAUCUUCACUGCGAGAAAAAUGAAACAUGCCACUUCCAGAAGUCCGAGGCCAUCCUGAAGGAGCUGGACAUGCUGGACGCCAAACUCUACCUGGACUUCAUCGUGCUCGCCAUCUUCUUCUUCUCCUUGAGGCUCAUGGCUUACUUCGUCCUGCGGUACAAGAUCCGUGCUGAGAGGUAGACAAGGAACAUGAUGAAGAGUCACAGUGGAAGAUCUGAGCUUGGGGCCACAGUUAGCGUUUAGCUGUACAAACACAGAACCUGCUUUGGCUUUAAAAACAAGUUCAGGUCCUGAUCGGGAGCUGGUCUAAAUAAAGAGACAAACAAUUGA